AAAAGAAUAAGAGGAACAAUGGAGUUCGGUCGGUGAAUGAGGGUUUUAGAGCUGGAGAGGUUUUCCUCUGUAGAAAUGGGUAGGAUUUUCGUCGUCGAGUUGGAUGGAAAGCUUUAUAGAUGCCGGGUUUGUGGCACUCAUCUCGCUUUAGCUGAGGAUCUCAUCUCCAAGGCUUUUCAUUGUCACCCUGGGAAGGCAUUUCUUUUCAGUAAUGUAUCAAAUGUCUCAUUUGGAGAUCAGGAGGAGAGGGUGAUGCUUUCAGGAAUGCAUACAAUAGUGGACAUAUUCUGCUGCUCCUGUGGCCAAAAUGUUGGUUGGAAAUAUGAGUCUGCGCGCGAGAAAACUCAAAAGUAUGAGGGUAAAUUUGUUUUGGAAAGGGGAAAGAUUGAUGAUGGACCUGAUUCACAUUACUACAUUGACACUGCCCACCCUGUUGACCACAAUGAAAACAUGUACAUAGAUGAUAAUAACUAGCAUCCAUAUAAAUCUCAUUGUAUGUAAAUGCAGUAAUUGCCAUACAGACUAUGAGUAGCAGACAGUGUUACUGUUGUUGUAUUGUCCCAGCCCAGUAAUGAAUGGUAUGUAAAUGUUUUUGUAUCUGUUGUUAAUGGAU
Dioscorea cayenensis subsp. rotundata (Guinea yam) is the source of this 613-nucleotide messenger RNA. Its product is annotated as protein yippee-like At5g53940. Bases 37 to 474 code for a protein of 145 amino acids. Lineage: Eukaryota; Viridiplantae; Streptophyta; Magnoliopsida; Dioscoreales; Dioscoreaceae. The transcript is spliced from 5 exons. Gene Ontology annotation, cellular component: ubiquitin ligase complex. The record is from RefSeq and is a predicted model, not a curated record.